Pochonia chlamydosporia 170 is the source of this 945-nucleotide messenger RNA. RefSeq lists its product as hypothetical. The transcript has a single exon. The record is from RefSeq and is a predicted model, not a curated record. NCBI's taxonomy places the organism in Eukaryota, Fungi, Ascomycota, Sordariomycetes, Hypocreales, Clavicipitaceae. The coding region runs from base 1 to 945 and encodes 314 amino acids.
AUGAAGGGCCCCAACGCUGCUGUUCUUCUCCUCACCUGCCUUUCCGGCAGUGCUUUCGCCGCUCCCGCUGGCGUAUCCACUGGCGUCGAUGCUCUCAACGAUGCUGUGUCUUUCAAGACCACCAUGCAAGAGAGAAAUGCGCCUCCUGCCAAGUUCAUGAAUGAGAUGGAGGCUAGGGACGCCGCCAGUGAGCAGGAUGUUAAGGCUCUGCGAAAGAUGCUUGCCGAGCACGCCGAUCUCGUCCCUGUUCUCGAGAAGUUUCCUGUUGUUGGCUCCAUCAUUGCCCAGGUCGUUCGUGGUGGCGUCAUGAAGAGGGAUGAUAUCACAGUCAACGUCAGCGAUGAUCAGAUCAAGGCCCUCCAGAAGAUGGUAACUGAAAUUCCCAUCGUCGGUGGCCUGCUCAAAAAUAUUCCCAUCAUUGGACCUCUCAUAGAUGGCUUGCUUGGAGGUGUUCUCGGAGGUGGAAAGGGUGGUGUUGCCGGCAUCAACUUGGGGGACCUCACUGGUGCUCUCAGCGGCGUUACUGGUGGACUCGGUGGUCUCACUGGUGACCUUACAAAGCUACUUCCCAAACGCGAGGAGUCUGCUGAGCAGGAUGAGGCUUUGUACAUCCCCCUCAUCACCAGUUUGCUGGACAAAAUUCCCAUUGCCGGCCCUGUUGCCAACGGAAUUAUUGACGCCACCGAUGGUCUCACUGGUGGUCUCCUCAGCGGAGUUCUCAACCCUGCCAUCGACAUCGCCAACGGAGCCACUGGUGGCCUUGUCAGUGAUAUCGCUGACACCGCCGGAAAUGUUGUUGGUGGUGCCACUGGCGGUAUCCUCAAGCGUGCAGAGGUCACUAUCACUGAACAGGAUGCCGAGAUCCUCAGAAAGUACGCUGAGACCAUCCCCAUCCUCUCAAGCCUGCCUGUCAUUGGCGAUCUUCUUCGGUCUUUGGGUCUCUAA